CAGGGGGAGGAGCUGCUAUUUCACAGGGACGCCGAGUGUCAGAGCGCUAGUCAAGUCUGGAGAGAGAUACAGCGAGCUGAGGGGGCUUCUCUACACUGUGAUAGGUACAUUAUGUCUGACAGAAAGGCUGUGAUCAAGAAUGCUGACAUGUCUGAGGACAUGCAGCAGGAUGCUGUGGACUGUGCCACACAAGCUAUGGAGAAAUACAACAUUGAGAAAGACAUUGCUGCCUAUAUCAAAAAGGAAUUUGACAAGAAAUACAACCCAACUUGGCACUGCAUUGUUGGCAGAAACUUUGGCAGCUAUGUAACACAUGAGACAAAACACUUCAUCUAUUUCUAUUUGGGCCAGGUUGCAAUUCUUCUCUUCAAGUCUGGCUAG
Messenger RNA from Staurois parvus, 381 nucleotides. NCBI's taxonomy places the organism in Eukaryota, Metazoa, Chordata, Amphibia, Anura, Ranidae. The record is from the annotation of a GenBank genome assembly.